GGAAAGCCUCGGUUGCUUCGACGACCGUACAACCAGACUCGCCGGCAUUCUGACCUGAUAAGUUGGCAGUGUCGGAUCGUGAGACAGUUGAGAGGGACCCUCGCGCUUCUCGCAGCUUGCUGGACAUUUAAAUCGACCGCAGGCAGACCGACGACUUGGAGCCCUGCUCUUCGAAAAAUAUAAGAAACUGUUUUUCCUCGUGCGUCGGUCUCACGAACAAUUACUAUUGUCUACCCCUGCGCCGAACGAACGCGUUCGCCUCCUCUCUCUCCCUCUCCUCUCACGACUCUCUCAAGAAACAGAACGGACUAGUUCGCGGAUUCGACAAACGCGAAUCGCACAACGAUUAAGCGGCACCGGCCAGAAAACACACUAUACGCUUAUUUAUUAGGAUCAUCCAAGUGUCCCGUCGACGUAAACGCAUUAUUUAUUAACCUUUUUUGUGCUUUGGUUCGCGGAAUAACACGUGUGGCGAACAAGCGUCGAGAAAGAAGAAGAAGGAGGGGUGAUAUUUCACGAUUCGUCGCCGACCGAGAGAGUAAGAAAGAGAUACUUUCCCGGAAAGGCAAAGAAAAUGUGUAGUAGACUGAGUGUGAGAGACUGAUCGAACGAACGAACGAACACGCCUCUCUCGCAGUCGCGAUCGCGACUUGGCUCUGCACGCAUACAUACGCGUACACCACGCCAUAUCCGUGCGUAGUCGCCGUCGUUUCGCGAGUCGUCGCGAGGUGAGUGAUCAGACGUUUCUGCCUCGUCCGUUGUGAAAAAGUGUUGAGUGCCCCUGCGUUCUUCCCUCUCUCUCUCUCUCUCUCUCUCUCUCUCUCUCUCUCUCUCUCUCUCUCUCUCUCUCUCUCUCGCUUUUUCUCUCUCUCUCUCUCUCUUUCUUUCUUUCUCUCUCUCUACUUUUGUCUCUAUUUCGCCCGGAGAUCUGUCGAGAGAGCAAGGCAAACGCUUCAGAACGGUGUUCUAUCGAACGUGAGAAGAACCAAGGUUGAGAUCGUCGCCAAACUCUCGUGAUCUCAUCAUGGAUCUUCUGUGCUGCGAAACCACGGAAACCGAGUGCCGAGCGUACGCGGAUCCUGCCCUCCUCGGCGAUGAUCGUGUCCUGCAGAACCUCCUGCAGACAGAGGAGCGCUACGCACCGAGCUCAUCCUAUUUCGAGUGCGUGCAGAGGGACAUCUCGCCGCUCAUGCGCAAGAUAGUCGCCGAAUGGAUGUUGGAGGUAUGCGAGGAGCAGAAGUGCCAGGACGAAGUCUUUCCUCUGUCGAUGAAUUACGUCGACAGGUUCCUCUCGAUCUGCCCGAUCAGGAAGUCGCAGCUGCAGCUGCUCGGAACGGCUUGUCUGCUGCUAGCAUCGAAGCUGCGCGAGACGUCGCCGCUCACAGCUGAAGUCCUUGUUUUCUACACCGAUAAUUCCAUCACUCUUGACGAUCUUUGGAGGUGGGAGCAGCUGGUCGUCUCGAAGUUGAAAUGGGAAUUGUCUGCGGUAACACCCGGUGACUUUCUGAUGCACAUCCUCAGCAGAUUGCCGAUGCCACGCACUUGGGACACCGUGAAGGUCCGAAAGCACGCACAAACCUUUAUCGCUCUCAGCGCCAGAGGUGAGCAUCAAUACAGCGCGGUGUCGCGCCGCGUCGCGUCGCGUCGCGUCGCGUCGCAUCGCAACUCCCGUCAUCAUCAACGUCAUCAUCAUCAGCGCGAACAGUACCCCGGGCCGAUGGAGGACCGGAGGGCGAACGUAUAUGAGAGGGAAGAUCGCGUACCGAGGAUACGACAGGGGUAUGUUUCGAAACACAUCCAGCUGGCGCCUCUCGGCACUAUAGCGGGCGUUAUAAGCCCGCUACCAAAUCAAGCGUGUGUGACACACUAA
This is a messenger RNA of Linepithema humile (Argentine ant), 1870 nucleotides long. Lineage: Eukaryota; Metazoa; Arthropoda; Insecta; Hymenoptera; Formicidae. The record is from RefSeq and is a predicted model, not a curated record.